AUGUAUCCCGGUAUUGAGAAGAUCGCACUCGAAAACGAGCCGGUGUUCGCGUACUUCGACGAGAAAGACCCGCGCAGUGGCCAAGCCGCCUACCAGCAUCUCGAGGGUUAUCUCCGAGCCGAAGGGCCGUAUGACGGGGUGAUUGCAUUCAGCCAGGCGGCGACAAUGAUCCUGACCUAUCUAAUUUAUAUUUUCCACCGGCGAAUGCAAGGGCAUGAUAUUGAGGUUCCGUUCAAGUUCGCGGUAUUGUUCUCAAUUGUGCGACCGCCUGUGGACUAUGAGGAAUGGCAGCGGGGUAAUUUGGUUGAUAUCAACUUGGAAGCGAUGGAGGGCAUAGUUGAGAUUCCUACGGUGCAUGUGUGGGGUGCGCAGGAGAUUUCCGCUGCCGAGGCGUACCAGACAAGCAUGGUGUGUAGGCCAGAUAUCAAAUGGGUGUACGAGCACCCAGGGGGGCACGAGAUCCCUGGAUCUGGGCUCAAGCAUGCUGUAACGGGAACCGCCAAUGCUAUUCGCAGGGCGAUUGAGACUGCGUCUGAUAUCUAUGAAAUUGAAACACAACGAUGCUGA
Aspergillus clavatus NRRL 1 is the source of this 567-nucleotide messenger RNA. RefSeq lists its product as uncharacterized. NCBI's taxonomy places the organism in Eukaryota, Fungi, Ascomycota, Eurotiomycetes, Eurotiales, Aspergillaceae. The record is from RefSeq and is a predicted model, not a curated record. Bases 1 to 567 code for a protein of 188 amino acids. Gene Ontology annotation, cellular component: cytoplasm; nucleus. The transcript is spliced from 2 exons.